UUGGUUUUUAGGCAAAUCAUUCAUGGUUCCCGGUCCCAACAAAAAACCGCAACCGUUUCAUAAACCAUCAUCGAGGGUACAGUCGUUUCGUCGGAGAAAAGGAUAGAAAAGCAAAAAAGAAAGAAACACUGAAAGUUUAAACUGAUGCAUACAAGAUAUUGACUAGAUGGAUGAAAACGGAGAGGAUUCAGACGAACAAAAUAAGAAUACAGAGUUAAAGAACAGUGAAGAGCAGGGGCAAAGUAAUAUAGAUAAAGCCAUAAAAGCUAGGGAGGAAAACAGAACAGCAGAAGCAUUAGAUCUAUAUAAAAAGGAGAUACAGCAUUUGAUUGAGGAAAUCAAAGAUGAAUCCAUGGUAACAGAGGUAAAGAAUAAAUUAAAACGACAGUGUUCCAUUUAUCUCUCUGAGGCCGAGAUCUUGCAGAAAGAACUAAAUGAUGAAAAUGGAGAUGGAGAAAAAGAAGAAAAUGAAGAAGAUACAGCUUGUAAAGAAUCUGAGGAUCAUCUCGUAGAAAGAUUAGUCAAUGAUAUGAGCGAGUGUGAAACUCCUGAUAUAACUAUGAAAGAUGUCUGUGGUUGUCAGGAUGUUAAAGACAAGCUUACAGAAAGUAUCAUUUUACCAAUCAAGUUCCCUCACUUAUUUCAAGGGAAGAGAAGACCAAUGUGGGCGGGGAUACUUUUAUAUGGGGCACCAGGUUCUGGGAAGACAAUGAUUGUUAAAGCUUUAGCUGGAGAAAAUCCUGAUGUGUCAUUUCUCAGAAUAGUUUGUUCAGAUUUAGUCUCUAAAUUCUUGGAACACCAGGAAAAAUUAAUUAAACAAUUAUUUAGAAAAGCUCAAGGAUUGAAACCAUGUAUUGUUUUCAUAGAAGAUUUUGAUUGUUUAUUUAAUGAAGAUGCAUCCAUGAUAGAUCGUAAAGUUCUGACAGAACUCAUGGUUCAAAUACAAGACAUUGGUCUUGAUAACGAAGGCAUUCAUGUAAUACUAAGUGCUAGAAAACCUUGGGCCAUUCAAAGAAGUGUUAUGAGGAGAUUAUGUAAAAGAGUGCUUGUGUCUUUGCCUGAUCAUGAAGCAAGAAGACAGGUUUUUAUGAAAAACAUGAAACCGAUUAAAAAUGAUGUAAAGGAUGAGGACUAUGCGAUAUUUGCUGAUAAAACUGAGGGAUAUACAGGGGCAGAUAUAAGUAUUAUAGUAAGAGAUGCUUCAAUGGCACCUAUACGCAAAAUUCAAAAUGCUUCCCACUUCAAAAAGGUACAAGGACCAAGUUUAACUGAUCCUGAUGUUGUAGUAGAUGACCUUUUGACACCCUGUGCCUCACAAGACUCAAUGGCUAUAGAAAUGUCCUGGGAGGAUGUAUCAGAAGAUAAACUGUCAGAACCAACAGUAACAACUGAUGAUGUAUUGAAAUCUUUAAAUGGAACUAAACCAUCAAUAGAUGAAGAGUAUCUGAAGAAUUUGAAUGACUUUGUACAGUCAUGGGAUUGAAUUGUCUUUUAAAUUAAGUUAUCAAAUUAUGCAUUGAUACUCAGUAAGAGUCAAUCCUAUGAACAAUACCUCUACCCAAGGAAUGUAAACAAUUAACAAGUAUGUAGCCUGUCAUUGAAAUUAUUUCAUUUAACCUUCCAAACAAACUGGUAUUGUUUAAAUGAAUUAAAUUAACCAU
This is a messenger RNA of Mytilus trossulus (common blue mussel), 1661 nucleotides long. RefSeq names its product vacuolar protein sorting-associated protein 4B-like. Gene Ontology annotation, biological process: endosomal transport; vacuole organization. Bases 167 to 1483 code for a protein of 438 amino acids. Gene Ontology annotation, molecular function: ATP binding; ATP hydrolysis activity. The transcript has 12 exons. Lineage: Eukaryota; Metazoa; Mollusca; Bivalvia; Mytilida; Mytilidae. The record is from RefSeq and is a predicted model, not a curated record.